This is a messenger RNA of Polyodon spathula (Mississippi paddlefish), 4598 nucleotides long. Its product is annotated as probable G-protein coupled receptor 158. Gene Ontology annotation, biological process: G protein-coupled receptor signaling pathway. Gene Ontology annotation, molecular function: G protein-coupled receptor activity. The transcript has 12 exons. Gene Ontology annotation, cellular component: membrane. The record is from RefSeq and is a predicted model, not a curated record. The coding region runs from base 1 to 4443 and encodes 1480 amino acids. Lineage: Eukaryota; Metazoa; Chordata; Actinopteri; Acipenseriformes; Polyodontidae.
AUGGAUGUUCUGCUGUUGCAUCUCUUUCUGUCUGCUCACACAGUCAUUGCCUCUGGUCUGGGAACCUUUACGUUCCAGAAGAGGUCGACCUGGGGGUGGGGGUGGACUGUGCCCCCGAGUUCCACCCCUGGUUACGGAACCACAGCGCAGGCAGACCCAGUGAGUCCGGAUGGCUUGGAGGCUGCUGAAGCUUUCUUGUACAGCGGGGAUGUCUCCAAGCUGACCCAGGCUAACUGCUCACAGAGGUACCAGCUGAAAGGGCUGCCCGGUUCCCCCAGCGGUGCCCUCCGCCCCUACCUCAGCAGCGCCCUGGAUACCUUGACCCACGCCGCCAACUUCCUCAACAUGAUCUUCCAGACCAACGACAUCCGCGAGUCCAGCGUCAAGGAGGACGUGGAGUGGUACCACGCCCUGGUGCGGAGCAUCGUGGCAGGGGACCCCAAGAUCUACCGUGCCCUGCUCACUUUCGACGCCCAGGCGGCUUCCGUCAGGCCCCAGCUGGUCCUGCAGGCGACCCGGGAGCAGGGCCUGGGCGAGAUCGUCCUGCGGGACCUGUCCUCGGCCUGGGAGAUCCUGCGCAUGGGCAGCGACGCCAGCGACUGGUUCGCGGGGCUCAAGUUUUGGGAAGGCCCCUCGCCAGCUUCCUUCCUCCACAAGAGGGUGCUCAGCAACGACCUGCGCACCCUCGACACCCCCAAGUGGAGCCGGGGAGACAGCUAUGUGAUGGACCGGGGCCAAGUGCGCUGGUCUGGGGCCCCCUUCCUCGAGUGCCAAGCCGGGAGGUUUGUGCCCGGCUGGAUGGUCACUCUGUCCACCUCCUUCUACGGACUCAAGCCAAAUCUGAGCCCGGAGUUCAGGGGAGUGAUCCGGAUCGACGUGAACCUGCAGGGGUUUGACAUCGACCAGUGCAGCCCGGGAGAAGCCUGGUUCUCAGACACACACCAGUGCAACCACACCAGCACCCAGUGCAUCCCUCUGAAAGGGCAGGGGUUCAGGCUGAAUCAGUACCGCUGUGUGUGCCUGCCUGGGUUCUACAGCGCCACCGCCAGCUCCACGCAGAACUCACGCAGAAAGGAGGAUGGCCUGCUGAACGACAGGCGCCCCAGAGAGGAGGAUGCUGGGACGGUGCUGGAGUGCCUUCCCUGCCCCCCAGGCUGCCCGCUGUGCCAUGAUGGCGCCCCCUGCAGCGUGCAGGAGGACUUGUAUCUGCGGGCUGCAGUGCUGACAGUGCAAGCCUUCUGCGUGUUGCUUGUCUUUAUCAGCAUGCUGGUGGCUUAUCACUUCCGCCGGACCAAGAGAAUCCGGGCUUCAGGUCUGCUGCUAUUGGAAACGAUCCUGUUCGGAUCGCUGCUCCUGUACUUUCCAGUUUUCAUCAUGUACUUCAAGCCCAGUACAGUUCGCUGCAUUCUGCUGCGUUGGGUCAGAAUGCUGGGGUUCGCUAUCGUGUACGGGACGGUCAAUCUCAAAAUGUACAGAGUGCUGAAGGUGUUCCUGUCCCGCACUGCCCAGCGCGUUCCCUACAUGACCAGUUGGCGCGUCUUGAAGAUGCUGGCGGUCAUCGUUCUGAUGGUCAGCUGGUUCCUGUCGGCCUGGACGGCCGGAGUGCUGGAGAACCUGGACCGGGACGUGCCCCUGCUGGUCAUCUCCCAGACUCCCGAGGGGCUGGGCUUCAGUAUGUGUGACCUUGACCGCUGGGACUACAUGAUGGCUCUGGCGGAGCUGCUGUUCCUGUGCUGGGGCAGUUUCCUGUGCUACACAGUGCGGACGGUCCCCUCUGCCUUCCACGAGCCUCGCUACAUGGGCAUUGCGAUCCACAACGAGAUUCUCAUCUCUACAACCUUCCACCUCCUCCGGUUCCUCAUGCUGCCCUCGCUCCACCCUGACUGGAUGCUGCUGCUCUUCUUCGCUCACACCCACGUCACGAUCACCAUCACCCUCGCCCUGCUCUUCAUCCCCAAGUUCCUGCAUGUGAGCUCUCCCCUGCGGGAGGAGAUUGCAGCUGAGGUGUACGAAGACGAGCUGGACAUGCGACGCUCCGGAUCCUACCUGAACAGCAGCAUCACCUCCGAGCACAGCCUGGACCCUGAUGACAUCCGGGACGAGUUGAAGAAGCUGUAUGCCCAGCUGGAGGUGCACAAGACCAAGAAGAUGACAGCCAACAAUCCUCACCUGCAGAAGAAGCGCAGCGCCCGUCGAGGGCUCGGCCGCUCUAUCAUAAAGAGGAUCACAGAGAUCCCUGAAUCCAUGAGCCGGCAGUACAGCCGCGAGGACAAGGAGGGCUCCCUGGCCAGAGCAGGAGGAGGAGGAGGAGGGGGGAGCCACCAGGGAUCCUGCAAGAAGAAGCCCUUCGAGUCCACCAGCUCCAGCAUGAAGAUGAAGGAGGACUCCAUCAAGCACCGCGUCUUCUCCUUACGCAAGUCUCACAGCACGUACGACCACGUCCGCGAUCACAAGGACCAGCACAACCCCCAUCACCCCCACCCCCACCGGGCCGGAGAGGGCAAGGACCCCUCCCUGCUGGACUCCCUCAUGCGCAAGAAGCUGGCCAAGAAGGCAUCCGAGAGGUCGGACUCCGAUUCGGUGGACGCUGCCCCUUUGGUGUGCAAAUCGGCCAGCGCCCACAACCUCACUGCCAACAAAAAGCCGCUGCACCCCAACAAGCCUAGCAAGCUGCAGAAGUCUCUGAGCGUCAUGGCGGGCGCCAAGAACAAAGCACCGCUCCUGACGGGCAAGGCCCACAGCUUGGAGGACAACUCCAAAAUGCGUGGUAAAAGACAGGAAGAGGAGACGGAGAAAGGGAGGAGGCCUGCAGAUCAAGGUGGCCCUAAAGACCAUCUACAGGAGCUGGAGAGCAGAGCUUGGGAAACAGCUCAGUGGAUCGUGUCCGGAGACGUCACACAGAGGUCGGUGAACACCCUGCUCAAGGAGGACUUUGACAAAGAGGAGGUCUGUCCUUGGGAGCUGGAAGACCUGGCCCUGGAGAGCAAGCCCCAGAAGCAUGUCUCCUAUGGCCCCUUGAAGAGAGACGCCACCAACGGGGAUCAUGGCAAAGAGCAGCCACCAGAGGUAGAGCCGAGACAGCAGGCCCACAAGGGUGAGAUCUGCCUACCGCCUGGGACCAGUAAAGAGGACUCAUGUCCUCUGGAGGGAGAGGAGCUUCCAAGCAAGACUCCAGCUGAGGACAUUUUUCCCUGGGAUCCUGAUCUGCCCCAGGAAAUGGAGACGGAUAAAGCCAGGGCUCCUGUGUCCUUUAGCGCCCCAGGAUCUCCCACAGUAGGGUUCUGGAAAAUGAAGGAUUCCAGAGGGUUCUCCCACAGGGCCCCGGCGAAAGGGUUCGGACUGUCCAUGAAAGGGCUGGGAGGGAGAGGGAGGGAAGGCAGCGGGAAGGAGAAGGUGAAGAAAGGCACGGAGAAACAGAGAGAGAAAAAAGACGACGCAAAAAAGAACAAAGAGAAAGCGGCUGCCAAACCCAAGCAGGGAGAGGUCUGCUGUGGGAAGUCUGGGGAGGCUAAGGGGAACGGUUGUAAAGGAGCUGACGUGAGUCCCUGGGACCCGGAGGGAAGCCCGUGGGAUGUUAAACAGGACGAGGAAGGUGUAACGCCAAGCAAGGACAGGAGGGAAGACAAGCUUGCUGCAGUGUGCCCAUGGGAUGCAGAGGAACCCAAAUCGAACACAGUGGGCAAGACUUCAGAAGGGUGCCUUUGGGAUACCAGCAAAGCACCUUCUGUAAAAAACGAGCACAAAAAUGUCAGUGAGCCAGCGAGCAGGACGAGGACACAGCAGAGCACGUUAGGAGAUAUUUGCCCUGGGGACGCCGUGCAGGUUAAGUUGGGGUUUGAAGCCAAAGACAACGCAGGGGCAAUGCAGGAGACUACUAAAAGACAGGCGAGCCAAGACAGUAAAGCCUCGGAAGUGUGUCCUUUGGAUGUCCCGGAGCCAGCAGAGAAGACGCCCAGGAGCCAAGAGAGUGCCUUGGCAGACGAUUGUCCAUGGGAGAUCGAGGAACCGAAAGCAGGGUGUCAGAACCAAGACAGCAGCAAGGUUUCUGAAGUAUGCCCUUGGGAGGCCACAAAGGCGGCAACUAACAAUACCAAAAAGCAAGACAGCAGAACUAAGUGGCAGGGGAGUGCUGUGGGAGACAAUAGCAAAGACGUGGCAGAUCCAGAAUCCAUCUCUACCUGCAGGCAAGACAUGGAGGCUCCUGAAAUGGAGGAGCUGAAAGCUCAGAGCAGCAGCACUAAGAGCAGGACCACAUCCAGAGAGUCUGACCUGGCCCUGGGCAGAAGGGACGUGCUUUGCCCCUGGGAAAUGGAAGAGGUCAAAUCGAAGGAGCUGGACGAAGCCGAGGAUGUUGGCAAAUCUGCACUGGGAGGGGUGCACCCCAGCGAGGCCGAGAAAACGGGGGUCAAGAAAGUCGACGUGUGCCCUUGGGAUUUCGAGUAGGUUACGGGAGGUGGUGAGGAAGAGUCCCACACAUAGAUUCUGAUGAUGCUGCCCUGUGCAGCACGCUUCCUGAUUUCUGCCUGCUUGAUCUCCAGUAUUCCUACAACUCUUAUACAGGCUGGUUCACAUUUCAGCAUCAUUCCAUGUAAAUGCAC